GUUAAAUUAUUUCUUUCUUUUCCUGUUAAGUUUCACUUUCACUGUAUUCCUCUGCCAUCUAUUUAUUGUGGAGCGCGCUUUGAUCCUCUAAUUCCUCUUAAUCAGCAGCACUCAAUUCAUGCGCUGUGGAGAAUAGUAUAUAAUUUUUUUGCACAAGCGUAAUUAGUCUUGGUGACGGAUGUUUAAAAGAAGGUGAAGUGAAUUAUUUCGUUUUCCAUUGCUACGAAAAGGGUGAGAAAGCAAAGGUUGUAGUUGCCGGGUGACAGCUGCAGCGCUGAUGUUGAGUUGAACAUUAAUAAAGAUUCCACAUAAUGAAGAUGCUGGCUUUAUUCUUUUUUCCUUUGCUGGAUUUUGCCAUGAUAAAACUGUCUCAAGCACUGCACUUUGAAUUAUAUCAUGUAUUACUGGGUUUUGGCCUUAUUGAACUAGCCCAAGCAUUGUACUUGGAUAUGAACUUGUCAUUAGUGGCCAUCUGGGUUGCAUCUUUUAUUCGGUUUGGCUUUUUGGUCGCUUCAGCACACCUGAUUCUCCACAGAAUUACAAAGAAGCCAUCAUCCUGGUUAAAUUCUAAAAUGAUUGUGAAAAAUGUAGGUGUCCUAUGCUUUUUGCCACCAUUGUAUGUGUCAGUCACAUCAGUGCUUGGAUUUCCUGCCACUGAGGUACAGUGCAGAUCGUGGAGUUUGACCGUUAUUGUGAUGACAUACGUAAUUGCAGUCCUGGUUUACUUUAUCUGGGAACACUUUUUACCCUUCCAGGGCCAUUCAGAGAUUAACAAGUUAUGGGAGUCAGUGAAACAGCUGCUGUCUUUUGUAAGACCUGACUUGUGGCGCCUGAUUAUGUCAUGUUUUUUUCUGUUCUUAACUACCCUUGGUGAAAUGGCCAUCCCUUACUAUACAGGCCGUAUGACUGACUGGAUUGCGAACAAAGAUGAUCCAUCUGCCUUUUUCAAUGCUGUCAUGACCAUGUCUCUUCUAACCAUUGGAAGUGCGGUGACAGCAUUCAUCUGUUACUACCUCUACAGUGUCAACAUGUGCAAAAUUCAGGGACGGAUGCAGAGGCAGGCUUUCAAGUCUGUGAUGUAUCAAGAGGUUGCUUUCUUUGACAGAUCCCAUACAGGUGAUGUCACUUCCCACAUUUCAACUGAUACAAAUACCGUGACUGAAGCCUUAAGUCAGGAAUUGAACUCAGCUUUAUGGAAUUCCUUAAGAGCAGUCUUCCUUUUUGCCUUCAUGCUUGGCUUGUCCAGUAAGCUGUCAGUCUUCACCCUCAUUGGACUACCUAUUAUCAUAGCUAUUUCAGCUCUGUCUGCAAAGUGCCAUCAGAAACUUGCUGCAGAGGUACAGGAUUCCCUGGCCAAGGCCAAUGAUGUAGCUACUGAGACGUUUUCCUCCAUUAAAACAGUGCGGAGCUUUGCUAAUGAGGAUGGUGAGGCAGAACGCUACAGCAAGAAGUUACAAGAUGUGUACCAGCUGAAAAAUAAGGAGGCGUCUGUCUUCGGAGGACACAUGUGUAUCAGCAAUUUAACUGGCUUGGCUAUGAAGGUUAGUGUCCUGUAUUAUGGAGGCCGUCUGGUGACGCAUGGUGAUGUCAGCAGUGGGGAUCUGGUAGCUUUUAUUCUGUAUGAGCUGCAGUUUGCUCAAGCAAUGCAAGCUCUAUUCUCAGUGUAUCCCAGUGUGUGGAAGGCAAUAGGUGCAUCUGAGAAGAUAUUUGACUACAUGGACAAAACUCCCAAAGUGUCCAGGCCUGGAACUCUAGCUCCUGAAACCCUUACAGGCCACAUUGAGUUCAAGAAUGUGUCAUUUUCUUAUCCCAACAGAAUGGACACUCCAGUAUUAAAGAACAUUUCCUUUGAAUUGAAGCCUGGUGAAAUCACUGCAUUGGUGGGACCUUCUGGCGGUGGAAAAUCAACAUGCGUGUAUCUGCUGGAGCGAUUCUAUGAACCUGUAUCUGGAGAGAUACUUCUGGAUGGGAGGCCAGUGAAUGAGUAUGAACACAAGUAUUUCCACCGUAAGAUGGCACUUGUGAGCCAGGAACCACAAUUGUUUGCUCGCUCAGUAGAGGAAAAUAUUGCCUAUGGUUUAAAAAAAACUUCUUCUGAUGACAUCAUCCUUGCAUCAAAACAAGCAAAUGCACACACUUUCAUUUCUGCAUUGAAGGAUCAGUAUCAGACAGAUGCUGGUGAUAAAGGUGGGCAGCUUUCUGGUGGACAGAAGCAGCGAAUAGCUAUUGCUAGAGCUUUGCUCCGAGACCCAAAGAUCCUGAUCUUGGAUGAUGCCACUAGCUCCCUGGACACUGAAAGUGAACAUAUGGUCCAGAAAGCUCUUUACAAUGGUAAACAGAAACAGACCAUCUUAGUUAUAGCCCACCGCCUGAGUACUGUAGAAAUGGUCGACAAGAUUAUUGUCCUGGACAAGGGGGAGGUUGUAGAGCAUGGAACACACAGAGCGCUACUAGAGAAGAAGGGAAAAUACUUUCAGCUUGUGCAGAUUCAACAUGGAGCAUUUGAGAAUUCUGAAAUCGUGGAACCUUACGCAUUGAGGACAGAGUCAUAACAGAGCCGUGAAGUACUAGAGGCUUAAAAGCUAACCGUGUUUAAUUUUAAACUACUUGUGUAAUUGUUACUUUGUUUCAUUAAGCUCUUUCUUAAAUUUAGCAAUACGAAUUUCCUGCAUUCAUCACACCACUGACUACUGAGUUUAAUUAGAAUGUAACAUUAUGUAAAUUGUAUAAAAGUGUAAAUUUUACUUUAGAAAGAAAGUCAGCUGCACUGAAAUCUAGUAUUCAGUACUAUUGUAUUGCACUUAAAAGAACAUGUUUUCGGUUCUUAAUAUAUUUUGUAUCCUUAGAAUUUUCCAAUGUUUUGUAAAAUACUGUAAAUAUGUAUUCUGGUGCAACUUUAAAAUGCAAAAGUGUGUCAAGACUUUAUGUGUCUAGAAUCAAUGUAUUAUUUUUUUCUGAGCAGCUGAAAUACAGUUACUUUGCUUAAUGAUGUCCUAAAUGGGGUUAUAGUGUUCAGGAUUGACAAAAAUGUUGUGGAUCUUGGCUAUUUAUCAUACUACGUCUUCAUAUUUUUCAUACAUCUUGAGAAUAAAACCCUGUUACCCCAGGAUGUCCCCUAAAGUUUUUUUUUCAAAUUGCACCCACCCACCAUAAUUGUGCAGCUUGUCUCCCAUACUAGGCCUACACCUAUCAAAAUGUUUCUCUGGCAACUUCUUAUCCUACCUGUCUUCUAUUAUUCACAUGCCUAAAAUGUUUCCCUCAACAACUCCACCACCACCACUUUCAAGUAUCAUAUUCUGUAACUCAAAAAUCAAAUUCAAUCUUUUUCCAUAUCACACCUAACCUAAUCAGCUUAUCCACCAAUAACCUUUUCAACC
Molecule: messenger RNA, 3377 nt
Organism: Protopterus annectens (West African lungfish)
Lineage: Eukaryota; Metazoa; Chordata; Ceratodontiformes; Protopteridae
Product: ABC-type oligopeptide transporter ABCB9-like
Exons: 12
Coding region: 312-2552 (746 amino acids)
Biological process (GO): transmembrane transport
Cellular component (GO): membrane
Molecular function (GO): ATP binding; ATP hydrolysis activity; ABC-type oligopeptide transporter activity
Source: RefSeq, a predicted model, not a curated record